Molecule: messenger RNA, 1258 nt
Organism: Salvia hispanica
Lineage: Eukaryota; Viridiplantae; Streptophyta; Magnoliopsida; Lamiales; Lamiaceae
Product: zinc finger CCCH domain-containing protein 31-like
Molecular function (GO): metal ion binding; mRNA binding
Source: RefSeq, a predicted model, not a curated record
GGUUUUUUCUUCUUCUGCUUUUUUGAUUUCAAAACUAAAUUCCCUCAAUUUCUGUGCGAAUAUUUUUGUUUCUCUCUUCCAAUUUUUUAUUUUUGCAAUUUUGAUAUAGCCGUGAUAAUGGAUUUCGGGCGCAAAAGGGGCAGACCAGACGCCGCCUUCUCUGGGAAUGGAGGCUUCAAAAGGUCGAGAGAAGAAAUGGACUCGUUUACAACUGGUGUAGGAAGCAAAUCAAAGCCUUGCACGAAGUUUUUCAGCACGGCAGGGUGCUCUUUUGGCGAUGCUUGCCAUUUUCAGCAUUAUGUUCCUGGGUACAGUGCUCACACCCAGUUAGCAAACAUGGGUGUUAAGAUUGCUGCGCCUGUUGGAAGGAAUACACCAUCCUUUUCUGAUUCACCGUCCCCGAACAUGAAAACAAAGCUUUGCAACAGGUUAAACACUCCUGAGGGAUGCAGAUAUGGAAACAAAUGCCACUUUGCCCAUAGCGAGAUGGAGCUUGGCAAGCCAGCCACUCCAGGAUUCGAUGAUCAACGAAUGAGAGGUGGGUAUUCCCAACGCCAUGAGUCAUCCCAACAAUCUGUGGGAAACUUUGGCGCAUCAGCAACUGCUAAAAUCAGCAUUGACGCAUCCUUUGCUGGGCCCAUUAUUGGAAAAAAUGGUGCCAACUCAAAGCAGAUUUGCCGGCAGACUGGUGUUAAGCUUUCCAUAAAGGAGCACGAGACAGAUUCGAGUCAGCGGAAUAUUGAGCUUGAAGGAACAUUCGAUCAGAUAAAGGAGGCUAGUUCGAUGGUACGCCAACUCAUUAUGAAUAUCACUGAAUCCUCAUCCGGUCAUCAAGAGAAUCACCAUCAUUCUAUGGGAGGCUCGUAUGGUCAUGGAGGUCCACCAAACAGCAGCAGCCAUUAUAAGAAGAAGAUGUGCGAGAAAUUCCCCAAGGGAUUGUGCACUUUCGGAGAGAGAUGCCAUUUUGCUCAUUCCGCUGCUGAAUUACGGAACUCAUUGGCUUAACCAGUUUGUGUAAUCUGCUUCUUAUUAACUAAUUCACUAGUAUCAUUAGUAUUAGACAUAAAAGCAGAUAAUGAUUUCUCUGUAGUGUGACAUCAAGUUCUGGGUUUGCGUUAAACAUUAUCUUCCCUUCCCCUCAGAUAUAUUUCCAUUGGGUAAAUGGUUUAGGCAUAAUGCAAAUAAUGUCAGAGCGACCUCAUAUUGUAAACAGCCAAAUACUAUGGUUGCUGAAAAUUUACUCUCUUCUUCAGUUGCA